AGAAGACGUUGAUGUUUUGAGCAACAAGAACAAGAUGGCCGAUGCGCCCGAGGUGGCUGGCGGCGGCGCCCGCGCUCUUUUCGAGUCUUGCGUGAACUCCCGCCAGUGCCGCCGCAGCAACCCCCUGUUGCGCUGCGUGGACUCCGUGUGCCUGUGUCCGAGGCCUCACGUGCUCACGCCGGACGCUCGAUGCUCAGCACCGCCCCGAGGCGGCAGCGAUGCUCCCGGCCUGCUCACUGUACUGUUCGCCGCGGCACCGACCGCUGCGUUGGUGCUGACGCUUCUCGCGCUGGGCGCGCUGUACGGCUGCCACAGGUGGAAGCGGUGCUCACAGCGGAGCUCCCCGUCAUCUACGCUGACCGGGGCCGCGGACACUCCAGGAGACCAGCAGUCGCCGCCGCAGCAGCCGCUGGUGCACCCCGAGAGCCGCGUGAACCAGCGCUUCCUUCGCAGCUUCAUGGCGUGCCACGAGUACAACCGCGCUAGGAGGCUAGGGCUACCCCUGCCCACCGAGGGCGAGCGGCGACCUCUCUCCACGACGAUGUGCCUCUUCCGCGAAUACACCACCGUGUCAUCAGCCACCACGUUGGCACCCGACGCAUCUGGGGAGCGCAGUGAACGGGCGGCCGCAGCGCAGCGAUUGUGGACGAGUGCCGGUCGCUCGGAUGGCGACGCAGGGUCGCCGACGCGAUCGCGCCCACCGUGGUCGUACGAGGCAACGGCGGAUGACCACCCCGGCUGAAGGCAUGGUGGUGCUCGUUAUUAAAAUACGAUAUUGAUUUCGGACAA
Molecule: messenger RNA, 789 nt
Organism: Dermacentor albipictus
Lineage: Eukaryota; Metazoa; Arthropoda; Arachnida; Ixodida; Ixodidae
Source: RefSeq, a predicted model, not a curated record